Molecule: messenger RNA, 1626 nt
Organism: Guyanagaster necrorhizus
Lineage: Eukaryota; Fungi; Basidiomycota; Agaricomycetes; Agaricales; Physalacriaceae
Exons: 11
Coding region: 398-1273 (291 amino acids)
Source: RefSeq, a predicted model, not a curated record
GAACCAAUCCCGAGGUUGAAGCGCUCAAUUCUGGCACGGCCCGAGUGACUGCGCUCGAAGGGACAGCUGUGAGUACACGGAGAUAUUCUGACAAAUCGCCUUACGACCACGGCCACGACACGUACCGGUCUCUAGCUUCUGAUUUCGCAGCAAGAUCAUCAAGGAGGUGAUUUUCCGUUCACUUUCCCUCGCCCCUUUAAUUUCACAUAAGCAAAAAGAAGCUUUUAAGAACAGCCUUCAAAAGAAACAGUUCUGGAGGCCUUUGGUACCUUCUCUUUCUUCCGUCUGGUGCUUACAUGGCGUCAGACCCCCCCGCUAAGCCGAAUAGCAGCAGCGACGCGGCCAUAACUCUUGGACCCUGGGUACUUACUUCUACGUCUACAUUGUCAAUUCUGACAUGGUACUAGCUGGUCGGGCUGUGCUUGGACCUCCUUCUCCAGGGCGUGCUUACGUCUCAGUUCUCAAACUAUUAUUCGUGGUAUGGUGGCACGGAUGGCUAUCGGUUUAUGGUGGCCGUGGGGAUUCACGUUGUCAUUACGACUCUCAAAUCCAUACAGUGCGGCCAACUUGCCGAACACUGUUUGGUAUGAAAAAUACAAUACCCUGUUCGUUGCGCUCAUCGCACUCCGCACCAGUUCUCCUUAUUUACCUAUUUGCUGUUGGCUCUGUCGCCGCCGCAGUUAAUUAUAUAUCAGGCUCCCAAGAUGCAAAUAAUAUAGCUCCGUGGCUGUCAGCGCACUACGCCAUUGUAUUUGCUGGAGACGUGUUGCUUGCGGGCGCAACAGCCUAUUUCCUUCUUAAGACGAAGAAGAACGUUUUACCGCAGACUGUUGGUAUAAUAAAUGCGCUCGUACGGCUUACCUUUCAAACCGCUAUGCCGGCUGCCGUGUGUGUGCUGAUCAACUUAGCAUUGAUCUACUUGAAAAACCCCAACAUUAGAAGCAUAUCUAAUGUGUUCAUCCAGGCUAUGCCAAAAUUAUACGCCGUCAGCAUGAUGUGGACGCUGAACGCGAGGAGACGUAUCCGCGUGGCACACGGUUCUUCGAGUCUCACGGGUGGUACAAGUAAUGAACCUUCUCGAAUGGACUUUUCAAGAUCGAUGACGCGAAGGCGGGUCAAUGUUGGCGAGGAUAUUGCGAUGAGUGGGAUCCAGAUUGUGACACAUACAGAAAGCCGGUUUGAUGAGGAUAUAGAAUCAAUACCAACAAAAGCUGAUGACUUGCCUUUGGAAGAGGAUACUAAGUCGUCAAGCGUGUAUACCAAACAUGUAUGAAUUUACGAUGUAUCUUUAUUGGUUUUCAUAAUGAAUGUAGAUAAUCAUUACAAGGUUGCAUUGGUCCGUGAGUACUCCGAAAAUGACGCGUUAAUUAUUCCUAUAGGCCAUCUGACGUUCCCUGACGGCGGCGGUGUCCAACAGGAAUGUAACAGUCCCCAUAUGAACGCGGUAAUAACGGGAAAAGAAGAUUGCAUUUAUUAAGAAGAGCAGUUGUAAGUCUGAACGAACACCAAAACUUUGUAUGAAGGGUCUUCAGAAGGGUAUUCCAAGUAGCUGGUUCAGUCCGGAAAGGCCUCGGAUUUAGGGUAAACGCGUGUAGUCAUGUGAUGUGAAUCUUGGCUCAAUAUGGC